AUGCCGUUCUUCAGCUUCCCGACGCUCUCGUUCGUGGGGCUCAACCUCGUCCGCAUCCUCUCGCUGGUAUCGAUGGUGCUGGUGUGGGUCGCCAUCCUGGUGAUGAUGAUCCAGGACGGCCAAGACUUCAACGACGCCAGCCUGCGCGCCCAGGCAGACGAGCAGGAUUGCACCUACAUCCCGGGCACCGAGGUCCCCACGCACGUCUGGGGCAUCUUUUGGGCCGAGCUGCACCGCGCCCUCCUCCUCGUCGUCGUGGCCAUCGCCAUCCUGUCCGAAGUCAGCUGGGGCAACCUGCGCGACCGUGUCUUCCCCAUCCACAUGCCGAUGCUGGGCCCCGACUGGAGCGUGGCGCCGCUGGGGACGCUGCAGGUGUUUGUCGCUUCGGCGGUGCUGAGCCACUACAUGGACGAUUUCCCGCUCGUCGUCUCGUGGCUGCUCUUCUGCGUCGGCCUCGUCAACCUCGCCGUCGGACUCUGCUUUGGCAGCAGGAUGAAGGGCCUGCGCUCCGUCCUCGCGCAGCGGAGGCAGAAGGCCAGACAGGUGCCGGAUGCCGAGGCUGGCAGCGCUGCUGCCCUCCUCUAUCGCAACCUGGGCAACGGCAAAGCAUCGCAGACCAGAGGCAAGCCAGGCGACCGCCGCAAGAGCUACGGCGCGCUCGCGAACGGAAGGGGCCUCGCUGCGUUCCGAAAGUCGAGGUCCAGCGCCGUCUCCGACAAGGCGGCCAAGCCCUCGAUCAACGACGACUUUCCAUCGAUCGAGACCGAGUCUCAGCGCGAGAUCCUCCAGCAACGAGCUCGCGAGGCCAACGCCAGGGCUGAGCGGCAAGAGGAAGUGAGGGAGACGGCCGUGGAGACCGACCAUGACGACCGCUCUCUCUCGCAGACAUUCGUCUGGGACCCGCAGCACCAGAUCUUCCGCGAGCGGGCCGAUGCUCCUUCGAUGGACGCUGGGAUGCGACGGCGGGCCCGCGUCGACGAUGGCCAAGAGGUCGACGGCGGGGCCGGUUGGGACAGGAUCAGGUCCGAGCGGGUCCCUAUCGGAGGCUACGCCGCGUCCAAGGGCCGAGCCGCCAGUCGAGCUUCGGGCCGAUCCGAUUCCGUUGCCGGUUCAGCCACAGGCGGCGGCGGCCAGGUCGCAAGCAGCCCCUCGAAGCGGACGCAGAGGAAGCACGUCGUCAGAGGAGGUGUCCUGGCGGCUGCGGGCGCAGCAAACACCGCGGGACCCGGGAUGGACGCGGUGCAAGCCAUGAAGCGCAGAAGCGCCACGCUCGCCAGGUUCGUCAAGGCUCGCAUGGGCGAGGUCGUGACGACGGCAGGCCGCAACGAAGGGACCGGGCAGCGCGACGUCGUCGGUGUCGAAAGGCCUGUUUCGGUGGUGGUCCACGGCGACGCGGCCCCCUUGCCACCCCAUCGGGCCUACCGACUUCGCGAGGCCGCACCGGACACCAGCCUCGGCGCGGCCGAUGGCAGCGGCGGGUCGCUGCGACUUCCUGUCGCGGAUCGCUUCACCCACGGCUGGGCCGACGCGGUUUAG
Molecule: messenger RNA, 1536 nt
Organism: Pseudozyma flocculosa PF-1
Lineage: Eukaryota; Fungi; Basidiomycota; Ustilaginomycetes; Ustilaginales; Ustilaginaceae
Exons: 1
Coding region: 1-1536 (511 amino acids)
Source: RefSeq, a predicted model, not a curated record